UCCAAAUACAGAGACUCAAGACAAGAUAAUGACAAAGUUGGAUUCUUUCAAGGACGCUUCUGGUAUUUUCGGCCACGACAUGGCCAUUAGGAAAAGAAAUAUCAAAGCACCAGCUGAAUGGUGGUCUUGUUAUGGAUCUUCUGCUCCAAAUUUGAGAAGCUUUGCUGUUAAGAUCCUUAGUCUGACUUGUAGUGCUACUGGUUGUGAAAUAAAUUGGAGUGUUUUCCAACUUCUUCAUACAAAGAAGAGAAAUCGCCUAGCACAACAUCGGCUGACACUACAAGAAAACAGCGGUAUUCUGAUGGAUAUUCCGACGGAAAAUGAAAUCCUCGGAAAAUCCCGAGGAAUUUCCGAGGAUAUUCCGAGGAAACACAAAAUUUGGUUUCCUCGGAAUAUACCGACAGAAUUCCGAGGAAAUAUCAUUCCGUCGGAAUAUUCUUAUGGAAUACCGAGGAAAAUUCUAUUCCUCGGAAAAAACCGAUGAAUUCCGAGAAAAUAUUAUAGACGUUAGAGAGCCGUUGGAGAGCCGUUGGGGGAUUUUAAAAAUUCUAAGGAAAUUCCGACGAACUAGCUGUUGGCAUCAGAAUUCCAUCGGAAUUUCCUCGGUCAGUCGGCAGGAUUUCAACUAUAAAUACAAGCACCCCUCUUCCUCUUCAUUCACUCCAUAUCUUCAUCCUCCCUCUCACUCUCUUUACACACGAAUUUGAUUCAUAAAAAACAUGUCUUCUUCAAAUUAUUUUCGUUCUUGGAUCGAUCGACCUCAUUUGGAUCCGAACACGAGAUUG
Brassica rapa (field mustard) is the source of this 785-nucleotide messenger RNA. RefSeq lists its product as uncharacterized. NCBI's taxonomy places the organism in Eukaryota, Viridiplantae, Streptophyta, Magnoliopsida, Brassicales, Brassicaceae. Gene Ontology annotation, molecular function: protein dimerization activity. The record is from RefSeq and is a predicted model, not a curated record.